CAUUUCAUCAGUAGGUGUGGUUUCAAAACAUCAGAGAUAAGUCUGAUUAACUCAAUAAAGGGUUUAUAUUAGUCAUAUAUUUUCACCUGUGUAUGUUGUUUUAACCUAAAAUAUUUCAACAAAAAUGCAAAGAAAUUACAAUAGGAACGAUCAUAUGGCAUUAAAGCCACUUGAAACCAAUUUAGACUACGAAUUAUCCAGAUCAGUAGAGAGCAUCUAUUCUUUGCAAACAGUAUUAGAAGAUGAUGAUCGCACUUGCUGCGAAAAGUGCCUCACCCGAAUACCUUAUGCCACUUUGAUCGCGACAAUAAUGUGUGCCUUAGGCGUAGUGAUAUAUUGCAGCACCAUGUACAGAGGAGCAACGUUAUCCGUUCUGAUGUUCAGCGAAGUCUUUGGGAUGCAGGUGUUCUGGGUCGAAGCAGUAAAGAUGGCGUUUGUUCUGAUUGGUGCUUGCAUGGGUGCCCUAGGUCUAAUGAUUCUAAUGGUAGGAUUCCUGGCUACUGGAGCAACGAGACACAAAGUGUACAGAGGAUGGGGGUCUAGAGUGACAGGCAGACUGAGUUGUGCAACGUUCAUGUGCAUCACAUAUGUCCUACAAAUAAUUUGGAUUAUAAAAUUCUGCAUUUUGGUCAUUGUGACUUUUGUUUUCACAAUAUUUUGGAAAAUGUGUGAAAAUCCAAGGGUUGCAUCCCUACAAGAUGAUAUUGAUCUCACACAGUUCUAUUUUCUGUUUCCUGAGGGGACCGAAACGGACCACAUGAAAGUAUCUGGUGAAAGCAACGUAAAAGCCUUUUGCAAAGAUUACGUUGAAAAAGUCGAAAGUAUGUUCAUACUGGCAUCAGUAGCAUCGAUACUUGUCAUAUUAAGUUUGAUACAUUACCUGAUGUGCCUGGCUGCAAACUACGCUCACAUUCGAGACCAGGAGAAGUUUCUACAAUUUCAGGACCUUCAGAUGUUGAACGAUAAUGACGCACUAGUCGGGAAAAAUAGAUUCUAGGAUACGGCCCAGGAAAUCCACAUGCCCGAAAUCAGGUGGGAACACAUGACAGCUAAUUUAUAGCAUUUUCACAGCUUCUUUUUCAAAGCAAACAAUAACUAAUAUGCAAUGCGCUAUUCUACUGUGAUAGUAACCUAAAAGUUGUAAUUGUGUUUUAUUGGUUGAUUUGAGAAUGACACUCAACAGUUGUCAUUAAUAUAUCUUGAACUUUCUGUCUUCCCUUAUAUUUCAUAAUCGUUACCUGGUUGGGCGUCUGUAUUUCCUGGGAACUGUCUUCUGCACAUACUUAAGAUGCAUACUAACCAUGGUACGACACAUUUCGUUACAGUCCACACUGUAAAUUUAUUUGAAAAAACAAUCUCAAAUCGUUAGCUAAUUUUUUGUUUCUAGAGGCCGUACCAAGGUUUUAAUGUAUCUUGUAUUUAUUAUUGAAUCAUAUCAAGAUGCCUAGGAGCUCUGGUGAAUUUUUUUCCAUUGCUUUGGUGAGCUGUCAAACGACAACUAUUUUUAUAACGGAAAUUAGUUGGUGAUAGAUGUGAUUGAUAUUCACCAGGGUCCUUAUGCUUUUGAAAACUGAACAUUCUAUUUGUCCGUCCACUGAUU
Messenger RNA from Leptinotarsa decemlineata (Colorado potato beetle), 1600 nucleotides. RefSeq names its product neuronal membrane glycoprotein M6 (gene M6). NCBI's taxonomy places the organism in Eukaryota, Metazoa, Arthropoda, Insecta, Coleoptera, Chrysomelidae. Gene Ontology annotation, biological process: neuron projection development. Gene Ontology annotation, cellular component: plasma membrane. The record is from RefSeq and is a predicted model, not a curated record.